Molecule: messenger RNA, 1296 nt
Organism: Aspergillus lentulus
Lineage: Eukaryota; Fungi; Ascomycota; Eurotiomycetes; Eurotiales; Aspergillaceae
Source: RefSeq, a predicted model, not a curated record
AUGGACGAUCUAGCCCAGCUCCAAAGCUGCAGCAACGAGCUCGCCACUGCCAUUACGAGCCUGGCGAGCUACGCUGGAGGUGGAAAUACCCAGCAAGCAAUCAAUAAUCAGUCACCUUUUGAGCCAGAGGAGGUCCAGAGAGCAAAGGGAAACAUCUUAGCGGUUGCCACCAAGCUUAGGGCGUUGAUAUGCGGGCCGACAGACUUUUUGCAGCAUCUCGCGAGCCAGAGCGAAAUCCUCGCGUGUCUGCGGUGGCUUGGUGAGUUCCAGAUUCUGGCCUGUAUCCCGUUGGUGGGUAGCGCGCCGAUCAAGGAUAUCGCCGACUUGACCAACGUUCCCGAGUCUCGCCUGCGCCGCAUCAUCCGGUUGACUGCGACGGCUGGCUUUCUUCGCGAGCCAGAGCGUGACCAUGUGGCACACACCCCCUUAUCAGCAUCCUUCUUCUCGAACCCCUCUCUCCUGGAUGCAGCCAUGUUUCUGUCUGAAUCCGCUGCUCCAACCGCAUUGCAGAUGCCCCAAACCGCCCAAGUGAAAGAGAAAUCGAGCUCGCCUCCAUCCAAUGGUACCCCAUGCGACCUGGCCUUGCCCAGGGGCACGGAAUUCCACACCGCCCGCAAACGGCGCCCAAAGCUGAAUCGUCAAUGGUUGGCAUAUCUUCACCACGCGGCGGGGUUACAUACGGCCGACGAUAUAGCCGCCGUUCUCACGCAGCUGGACUGGCCCAAACUGACCAACGGGCGCGACGGAAGUAUAAUAGAGGUCGGCGUCUCUUCGUGGUCCACGUCGAUAGCUCGACGCCUGGCGCACUUUUACCCGGCGCUCCAUUUCACCGUCCAGAUCAGCGACCCAGCCGCUGCCAUCACCCAAGAGGAGUUCCAUCCCCGGAUUACUGCGACGAGUCGGAUCCUUGGGACACGACAGACGGCGGCGGGGGCGGCGGUCUACAUCCUGCAUCUCCCGUUCGCGUCGUCUUCCCCCAGUGCGGUGAUGACGGAGCUUGCCGUGCACCUCGACGUUUUGCGGUCGCGUAGCGGCAUCCUGCUGAUCCUAACGCCUCGUCUUCUGCCCCAGCCUGGGAGCCUCCCUGACGCUGAAGUGGAGGCGACGGCCCGUUCUCGAGAUCUGGCGCUCUGGCAGAUGGCGGACGAGGGGGAGAUGGAGAUGCUUGAGCUGCUAGAGACGAUUGACACGGUUCGGGACAGCCUUGGAAAAUUAGUCGUGACCUCUAAACUACGCUCGAGGAACAAUUUGGUUGUUGCUGUAACAGUCGAGUACCAGAGGGAUUUACCUAGCUAG